Dibothriocephalus latus is the source of this 1116-nucleotide messenger RNA. NCBI's taxonomy places the organism in Eukaryota, Metazoa, Platyhelminthes, Cestoda, Diphyllobothriidea, Diphyllobothriidae. The record is from the annotation of a GenBank genome assembly.
UCCAAUUCUGCUGACGACAACUCUCAGUCACUCGUGACGACAGAUGAUGUUGUAACUUUUUUGGAGUAUAAGGCGAAACAGAAGUAUUCCAAAAAGAAUCAUGUAGCUCGCGAUUACAGCAAACCAGCAAACUGUCCGCAAUUUGAUAGCACCAUUCCUGCCGACAUAGUUGAAUAUGUUUUGACCUACUGGCGCCUUAAACGCUGUUCAAACUUCAAUCAGCCGCUGAUGGAGACCCCGGAGGCGUGGAAGACUGCAGUUCUUCCAACCAAAAUGCCUAUCACCAUGGUGACUGACCCUCUUGCAGAGGCCGCCGAAGUGGUAAAUCGCUUCAAGCGUGUGCGGUUUGGUUUGGAUAGAGCCAGGAUGGUAAUAGACAUGGUUCUACAGCGCGAACGGCGGAAGGAUGCCCUGCUACGAAAAAUGCAACAAAUAGCAAACAGCCAGCUCCGGAUCAUUGCCAGCACCCCGGAUCUCAAUGCUCUGCCGGAGGACUGUUUGGAGGUCCUCAUUUCCGCCCAUCUUGGACCCAGCAUCUACGAGGACUAUGACGCUUUGCUGCGGCUCAGUGACCUGAACCUAGCCAUCAGUCCGACGCGUCCCAUGUCGCCAGAUGUGCGCCGACCGUCGGAAACGUGGCCCGCAUCUUCCAGUCCGCUAUCCAUGAGAACAACUGCUACUGCCUCCGCCGCUACCAGCUACAUAGUGACUGGCAACCCGGUGAUUGAUAGUCUGCUGCCGGAACAGCUAAUCGUAAGCCCCGGCGUCCUGGAAAGAUUAAAGAAUGCCUUCUGCAAGAAAAGACGCAAAAAGCGCGAGGUGGCCGCCACUGGUCGGCGUCCAACUAUGGCCGGCUGCACCCAGAACCACUUAACCCAGUCGGUUUUGCAACAGCAACAGAACUUGAGCGGUUUUGUCUUCACCGCGUCUUCCCGAAAGAUCCUACAGAAACCACUGGUGACGCCAAAUACUCCUGGUUAUGGGCAACACGCUCUCCGCGCCGUCAAAUGUGACGCGGAGGCCCUUUCGCUGCCUGCCAAGCGAUUCAGGUUCGAUAUGAACAGUUCCUAUCAACGGCAGCUGCAGCAACAACAGUUAACACUUCAGUCUUGGUAA